AUGGGCAGCAGAACGAGGGCCUCAGGAUCAAGUGCUUCACGGCAGACCCAGGGUGUUGGAGGUACCCGAGGAGAUGUCAGCGGCAGCAGCAGCCACGAUCGAACGAGCAACAGCACGCACGGUGGAUCGAAGUAUCGCAAGUACCAAAUCGAAAAGUCGACGGCCUUGGGGCUCCUUCUCCCGCAGAAUCUCCGGCUUGAGGUGAGGGAACUGGACGAGGACGGCCAUGAUAUCGGUCUCCUCUACGAAACUACUGCUCUCAAAUGGUGGGAAUGCAUGGCAACACUUCCACCAAAGUUCCUGCUUCUAUCGGCCGGCCAAUCUGAAAGUGCCACCCAAUCGGAAAAGCCAGCGACCGAGAUCAACGCCGCAGUCGCUAAGGUGAUGCGACCUCUGGGCAAUCUGCCUCCGGGCAACAGAGCCAGGAUCGAGAUGGGCUACGUCAGUGACUGCUUCAAGUACAGCAAUAGUCUGCCCCACGAUACGUACCGCGAGUGGCAGGUUCGACAGCAAGGAUUCAAGCGAGUUUAUCGCCUACAGCCCUUGAACGCAUCUGCAGAGGAAAGCGGCCAGGCGUUCGUCUGGAGAGGCUCGCAUAGUGUUCUACAAAGUCUGAAUGAUUCCAAAGCUUCGCCAAUCUGCCAUGGCAAUCUCAAACUCCUCGGCCCGAACAAUGAGCUGCUUGCAGCAUGGAAACAGCGCCGAGACAGCAAGAUCUUAGGCUCGCUGUACAUAUUUGAGGCCGCAUGGGACCGGCUUCCGGCGGAGGUGAUUGUGACUUCGUGUCUGUACGUCGUCAUGGUGGAACGAAUUCUGUGGACGACUUUUGUGGGCGGUUGA
Messenger RNA from Cyphellophora attinorum, 840 nucleotides. RefSeq lists its product as uncharacterized. NCBI's taxonomy places the organism in Eukaryota, Fungi, Ascomycota, Eurotiomycetes, Chaetothyriales, Cyphellophoraceae. Bases 1 to 840 code for a protein of 279 amino acids. The record is from RefSeq and is a predicted model, not a curated record. The transcript has a single exon.